CCCAAGCUAAACAAGGCAUUCUUACAUAUUUAACAUUCAAAUGCAGAAGCCGAGCUAAGCCAUGGAAGAUCGUAAUCAGGAAAGAGCUGCACUUCCUGACCAGCGUAAAAGCCACAGGUUAUUUUGGAAUGUGAAAGCUACUUGCUGCUUGGACCCGUGACAACCAUGCAGAUACUACUGACUUGCAUAAACAACCUACGCUGACAUGGAUCAGGACAUAUAAAACAAACUCUUCAAGCAGUCAAUGGAGUACAAACUGACUGAUUAAAGAAAAUCCAGAUGGGGUGCAGGUGCUGCAAAAUGAUACAAAGCUAUAUUUUUGAUCCAGAAGAGGCGCAGUCACCUGGAUACAUUCAUGAGGCCAACAGCUACAAACAACACAGGCAAGACAGCAAUAAAUCCCAGUUCAAACCGAGUGGUGAAAUUCAAGAACACAAAAAUGAACUCCAGAAGGAUGAGCUAAAGAGAACGGAAAAUAAAAGCCAGGUAAACAGCACAAAAGCAGCUCUCUGGCACCACAGAGGAACCGCUUUCCAGGAGGAUGGCCCUGAGAAGUGUGCAGCAAAGCUCAAUGUGGCAGUCAACGGCGGCAGCUCCUGCACUGGAGCUCACCCCGGGCCCAGUCCCAACGCAGCGAGGGGAGCCAGCGCGCAGGGAGCCUCCAGCCUGUCAGCAGAGUCUUCUUCAGCCAGAGACUUCUGCACCACACCAGGAGAGCCUGCCCAAAGCUUUGACCUAGAAGGAGGCACCCACGGCGAGUUGGCCUGUGAAGCGUCAGACCAUUUCCAAGAUGGGAACUCCCACGGGGCAGGGAAAGACACCUCCUUCCUAGGAAGUGCCAUACAGGAGACACAAACUAACGCCAUGCAAUUGCCAGAGGUAGAUUACCCCCAAAACAGCAGCGAAACCAGGAACUGUGUUGAAAAAGACACCCUUUCAGACAGCGAUGCACAACCAGAUCAGAACACCAGGCCUUCAGCAAAACAAGAGCAGGACUCCUAUCUAACUCUGCCUUUGCAUAUGAAGGAAAACAGUGCCGAACCUUUGCUAACCUCCUCCGUAAGUGUGAGUGAGGACAUUCCUGAUGGUAUCACUGCCAAAGCCCUUCCCAAAGCAGCACAGGCACCCACGCAGCCUGACCACAGAGAUACCCAUGGAGAAACUGAGGAGGAAGACGCAGAAGUGGCUGCAGCUCUGGCUGCACUGGAGGCUGCAACCGCAGGGGAAGACCUGGAAGAUGAUGAUGAUGAGUACUAGAUGAAGGGUUCUUUCUAAUACACUCAUAGGUCUUAUUGUGGAUCUAAAUGAAUUCAUGUGCUGUACACAUGGACCACUGUUAUGAACAGCACAAAUAAAAGGAAUUGGGACUCUGUCCCUUCAGCUGUUAAAAUGUGGCCCUUUAAUUUCUACUGCCUUCGGUACAAAGGAGCUUCCUUGGCUAAGGGUUAUAAUAAGGCCCUUCUUGGUGGGUAUCCAGGAGGGCAAAGUAUCAUUUGUUUGCACAGGAUAUUCUGCUGCGUGCCCACGUCACUUGGGCUCAUGCAAGUAUCUCCUUCAGGUCUGAGCCUCAGGAGGGUUCACACUUCAGGGUCAAAAGGCUUCCAUUAUUUAAAACAGAAACCAUGGAGUUAGAAAGCACAUGAUUAGGUUAGAUUUUCAUGAUUUUAGCACAAAGUUGGUGCAAGAACACAACAAGGAAUGCAGGCUUGCAUGAUAACCACAUCUCUCCCCUUACACUUGCCCUGGACUUUUUCUGAACCCCACAUGAACU
Molecule: messenger RNA, 1771 nt
Organism: Nothoprocta perdicaria
Lineage: Eukaryota; Metazoa; Chordata; Aves; Tinamiformes; Tinamidae
Gene: PGCKA1
Product: chromosome unknown C4orf19 homolog
Exons: 5
Coding region: 280-1257 (325 amino acids)
Source: RefSeq, a predicted model, not a curated record